AUGGGUGUGUCAAUUGAGACAUACAGAUUACGAAUUGGUUCGCAUAACAACUUUGUGCAAGCACGACAGUGCAUGAAUCAAAUGAAAGGUAAAUUUUGGAACCAUAUGUUAGUAAUGUUCUACUUAGAAAUAUUUUAUUUACCAUGCUUGAAAAAUAUAGUUACCAGGAUUGAAAAUAAUAAUGAAGUUUGCAUGUGGUAUACACAAAUGGUAUCUUAUCAUGUUUAUGUACCAUUGCUAUUGAGGCUUGCAAAUGAUGUAGAGGAAAAUCCAGGCCCAAUUAAUAUCUAUGAUAUUGUUGAUCAUAGUUUUACGGUUCGAGCAGACUUCAACCAAGGUAAUAUAUCCAUGUUUGGAAUAAAUGCUGGAAAACAAUGUGUUGCCAUGUCAAUUUAUGCUAUUGUAUACAAUGAAAUAAAAUCUGUUAAUAUUUGGGAUACACCACUUAUGAACAUGCUUCUAGUUAAUGCAAACAAUCUUUAUGCCAUAAUUAGUCAGCACAUUCAGAAAGAUUUCUUGCUGCUCACUGAUGUUCCUGAAAUAUUGUCUAUCAACAAUGAUACUUUUAAUUUGGAGUACAGUGACUCUUUUUCUGGAGCUUUAUGGAUGGCUCGCAACAAUGAACCGUAUGUUACACUUGAACAUGCCUUUCAUGAAGUAUUUGAUACUGGUAAUUAUAAAGCAUGUUUACUUACUAUUCGAGCAAACACUGUUGCAGUUUUAAUGCCUUUCCCAGAUGUAUUCAAAGUUUUUGAUUCUCAUUCACGAGAUAUGCAUGGAAUGCCAGCGGCAAUGGGUUAUAGUGUUUUAGUUUCUAUUGAAGGAAUUCAAAACCUUAUAAGUUUUUUUCAUAACAGUUGUAACUAUCCUGGACAAAAUAGCGAAAAUAGUCUAUUUGAAUUGAAGGGUGUUAAAUGUCAUAGAAACAUUUCAUUGUCAAAUAGUUUGGAUAACACAGCAAAUGACGACACAACAUCAAAUAUCCAUGAACAACUAACAAAACAACAAGAGUCAGUUAUAGAAAGAGAAAACAGACUUACAAAGCUAAGAGAGAAGCAAAGAGAGAAAAGACAACAAGCAAAACAAAAAGAGUCUGUUGCAGAGAGAGAGAAUAGACUUGCAAAGCAAAGAGAGAAAAGAAAACAAGAAAGUGUUUCAGAGAGGGAAAAUAGACUUGCAAAGCAAGGAGAGAAAAGAAAACAGGCAAUACAACAAGAAACUGUUAGAGAGAGAGAGAGAAUAGACUUGCAAAGCAAAGAGAGAAAAGAAAACAAGAAACUGUUUCAGAGAGGGAAAGUAGACUUGCAAAGCAAGGAGAGAAAAGAAAACAGGCAAAACAACAAGAAACUGUUGCAGAGAGAGAGAAUAGACUUGCAAAGCAAAGAGAGAAAAGAAAACAAGAAACUGUUUCAGAGAGGGAAAAUAGACUUGCAAAGCAAGGAGAGAAAAGGAAACAGGCAAAACAACCAGAAACUGUUGCAGAGAGAGAGAAUAGACUUGCAAAGCAAAGAGAGAAAAGAAAACAAGAAACUGUUUCAGAGAGGGAAAAUAGACUUGCAAAGUAAGGAGAGAAAAGAAAACAGGCAAAACAACAAGAAACUAUUGCAGAGAGAGAGAAUAGACUUGCAAAGCAAAGAGAGAAAAGAAAACAAGAAACUGUUUCACAGAGGGAAAAUAGACUUGCAAAGCAAGGAGAGAAAAGGAAACAGGCAAGACAACCAGAAACUGUUGCAGAGAGAGAGAAUAGACUUGCAAAGCUAAGGCAGAAAAGAAAACAGGUAAAACAACACGAAACUGUUGUACAAAAUCAUUACAGGCAACUGAUAACAGGCUUUACAACCGACAACAGAACGUUCAUUGAUCAUUUAUACACAAAUUUAAUUGAAGAGGAAAUUGAAGCUGGUAUUCUAGAAACUUACUUUAGUGAUCAUAAAGCAAUAUGGGCUUCUCUUAGGACAUAGAAAUAAUAAUUAUAUACCAUUCAAUUAAGGUAUUGCAAAGAUAGCAAGCCAUUGUGCCAUUGCAUACGAAUGUUAUUAAGACAAGCCAUUGCGCCACUCCCAGUGUUAUUAAGGCAAGCCAUUGCGCCACUCCCAGUGUUAUUAAGGCAAGCAGCUGUCCACUGCCAAUGUUAUUAAGACAAGCCACUGUCAAUAUUAUGAAAAUAAGUCUUUGUGUGGACGAUGGCUACAUUUAGGUAAGUCUUCUUUUUCUCUUUCCCCCUCUCCCUUCCCUUUGUUUAUGUGUUUAAUUGUGUUUUUUUUCUUCUUUUUUAGAUAUCUCUAUACAUUAACAUGAUCACAUUAAUUACACCCGUUUUCAAAAUUACGCGACCAAGGACGAAAAUGCUAGAGUUGAUAUGUCAGUUUUAAGUCAUUCAGUCACGAAGUUUAAACUUUGAGUUUUGCG
Molecule: messenger RNA, 2409 nt
Organism: Paramuricea clavata
Lineage: Eukaryota; Metazoa; Cnidaria; Anthozoa; Malacalcyonacea; Plexauridae
Source: the annotation of a GenBank genome assembly